Molecule: messenger RNA, 1203 nt
Organism: Syzygium oleosum
Lineage: Eukaryota; Viridiplantae; Streptophyta; Magnoliopsida; Myrtales; Myrtaceae
Product: F-box protein At2g02240-like
Exons: 3
Coding region: 187-1113 (308 amino acids)
Molecular function (GO): protein binding
Source: RefSeq, a predicted model, not a curated record
GUCGAGAGGCGUCCGACUUUUGAGCCGUUCUAGCCACACACCCAUUAUCGGAUUUCUUCUGUGUCUCUCCGUGUGUCUCUCUGUAAGCACAACGAAUCACGCCGCGAAGCGCCGUCGUCUCGUCGAAAGGCGUCGACCUUGGGGCCGUUUUAGCCCGCACCCGUUUCUUGGAAUUUUUUUUUGCCAAUGGCGGCGGUGGCCGAGGCGAAGGGUCGAGACGGUCCCGACUUCUCCGCGCUGCCCGAAGGUUGCGUCGCGUGCAUCCUCUCCUUCACGAGCCCCCACGACGCGUGCAGGCUCGCGCCCGUCUCGUCGGUCUUCAGGUCGGCGUGCGAUUCCGACGCGGUCUGGGCCUCGUUCUUACCGCCGGAGUACCGCUCGAUGGUCCGCCGGAGCGCUCCGUCGCUGAAGGAGCUCUUCUUCAGCCUCUGCGACGACCCGGUUAUCGUGGGCGACGGCAAAAUGAGCUUUUCGCUGGACAGGCACAGUGGCAAGAAAUGUAUCAUGCUAUCUGCAAGGGCCCUGUCUAUAACAUGGGGUGAUACUCCGAGGUACUGGUCUUGGAAUCGCAUACCCGACUCCAGGUUUGCAGAAGUUGCUGAACUCAUCAGUGUAUGUUGGCUCGAAAUCAGAGGCACGAUUAGUUCUCGAAUGCUGUCGCCUGGAACCCGUUAUGCAGCAUACUUGGUAUUCAAAUCCACCCCGGCAUCUUAUGGAUUUGAAUUCCAGUCUGUUGAGGUUGGAGCUGGAUUUGCUGGUGAUGAAGCGGGCAAGCGUGAGCGCUCUGUUUAUUUAUCCAGAGAGAACAACACGCGUGGACCGCAGCCCAGGCGGAGAUUUGGGCGCAUUGGUUUCCAUGCUUUACUUACUCCUUUUGAAUUGGUCAACGAGGAUUGUGAUGGGGGGUCGCCGACACCUUCACCUGCCGACGCGAAUGGGGACUAUCCUAAAGAGAGACGAGAUGGGUGGUCAGAGAUAGAGUUGGGUGAGUUCUUCACGAAGGAUGGAGAAGACGGGGAGGUGGAGAUGAGUGUCCUGGAGACGAAGGGCGGCAACUGGAAGGCUGGGCUGGUUGUGGAAGGGAUCGAAAUUAGGCCCAAGGAUGACAAAUAAAGGUGCCUUUAUGCGGGGCAUGUGUAAAUUUGUAUGUUCUUUCUGUUUUGCUGAGCAAAACAGAGAAGGAUGACAAAUAAAAGUGCCUUU